AUGUCUCAAGCUCAUCAUCGAAACGAUGUUCAAUCCUCACUUGUACCAGAGGACGCGCAACCUUCUCUCAUAUCAGAAAUAUCAGAAAAUCGCCUAUCUACCAUAACGAAUGAGGCAGAUCAGUCUUGGCUGAAUGAAGCUGACAUAUACAAAGCGUUGUCUUGUCCUUCGGCGGGAGGAGGUGAACAUGGAUCUCAUUUGACCCGUAGACCACAUUUCGCUUCUGACACAACUACCAUCCAAAGUUGUCAUGAUGGAAAUAGACGAUUAACUCGUUUAGUCAAUGAUGGAAAUACCAUUCGAUUCAGACUGGCUUGUACAUUUACUCAUUCUGAGGAUCCUCCGAAAAAUACCGGUUCUCGUGCUUGUGAUUUCUCUCGCACCACUAUUCAACCUGAUAUUCUUGCGUCAAAAGCUGAAAGCCAAAGUCCAAAACAAACUCAAAGUGGACAAAUAGAACACUCGUUGAUAUCAAUUCCUUAUCGAGUAUCCGAAACCACGAUCCCAGAUCAAGGAAGAUUGGAAAUCAAAGCAUCCCCAAAACGCUGGAUUGUCGAAAGAGAUCGUGCUCUACUUCAGCCGAUCGAUAAUAUUGAGCUGGGAAGGUAUCAUCCUUUAGUCAAAAACUGCCUAGACACUUGGGUGCCAGAUGCCAGUCUGGAAGGAAAAGCUUACAAACUCGUGAAUAUAGAGAAACAGGGAACUGGCGAACCUUCCAGAUAUGAAUUUUCCUUCAUCAAAUCUGAUCUUAGCGAAGAUCAAGAUCACGAUACAUGCGAUUUGCCGCUGAUUCCACAUUCCAUUAAUGGGGUCAAGCAGUCAACCAAACUGAGUAUUAAUCAGUUGAGAGAAUUGGAAGAAAAUUAUUCCCGGAAUGUGUACUAUAAUUGA
Kwoniella shivajii is the source of this 891-nucleotide messenger RNA. RefSeq lists its product as uncharacterized. Bases 1 to 891 code for a protein of 296 amino acids. The record is from RefSeq and is a predicted model, not a curated record. The transcript has a single exon. NCBI's taxonomy places the organism in Eukaryota, Fungi, Basidiomycota, Tremellomycetes, Tremellales, Cryptococcaceae.